CUCCCUAUAAAGCGUAGAACCACCACCCAAAUUUUGUUCUCAGAUCUCAGAUCCAGAGUAGCCAGCUGAGAACCUGAGAGAGUUUGAGUUCUCGUGUCAUCUCUCUCCUUGCUGCGUAGUGUGUACUGUGUACAGUUCCACAGCUCCAUCAAGAGAAGAACAUGUACUUCGCCGGAGACUCCGACGGCUUCGCCCUCGACUUCAUCGGCGAGCACCUGCUUGACGGUGGUUGCGGCGGCGUCCCGGUGGGCAGCACCAGAGUUCCAGACGACGUCACCUUCCCCAUGCUGCAACCCCAACCCGAGUUCCAGUCCAUGCCGUCGUUCUUGCCGCCGCUGCGGCAGCAAGGGUAUGCACACCUGACGCACGAGCGCGAGGGCGCUGCCCUUGCUGCCGCUGCGAUGGCGUCCCCCGUGAUGAUUAAGUUUGGGAGCGAGCCGUCGUCCCCCGUGAGGCCGGCGCUGAUCAUCACCGUGCCGCCGAGCUCGUACGCGUGGACGGCGGAGUCCGUCACCGCGCCCAUGCCGGCGGCCGCCGCCUCCGCUGACGACGACUUCCGCAAGUACCGCGGCGUGCGGCAGCGGCCCUGGGGCAAGUACGCGGUGGAGAUCCGCGACCCGAAGCGCCGGGGCUCGCGCGUGUGGCUCGGCACGUACGACACGCCCGUCGAGGCCGCGCGCGCCUACGACCGCGCCGCGUUCCGGAUGCGCGGCGCCAAGGCCAUCCUCAACUUCCCCAACGAGGUGGGCACCCGCGGCGCCGACCUGUGGGCGCCACCGCCGCAGCCUCCGGCUGCGACGCAGGCCGCCCCGGCGAACAAACGGAAGCGGCCGCAGGAGGAACGCGACGUCGAGGUGCUCGCGGUGAUCAACAAGGCGGUGAAGAUCGAGAUGCCGUCGUCGUCGUCGUCCACCUCGCCGUCACCGGCCAUGUCGGCGCGCGAGACCACAGCGAGCGCGUCCUCGACGGUGACGUCGACAACGACGGAGGCAGCGGGCGCAGGGGCCGAUUGGCUCCCCGUGAAGCCGUCCAGCGGGAGCUGGGAUCAGUACUGGGAGGCGUUGCUCGGCGGAAUGCCGCCGCUGUCGCCGCACCCGGCGAUGGGGUUUCCGCAGCUCACCGUUAAUUGAGAUGCUAAGACCGUCAAGAGAUGACUAGAGGUGAUUGGAUUAGGAAAGGGUCGGACCUACAAUUCUUUUGCAUUGCCAAGGAAAUUGGUUAAUUUCCUUCAAAUCCAAGAGGAUUAUUGGGCCUAAUAAUCCUCCCGCGCCUAAACAAAAGCCAACCGGCGUGAUAAAAUAAUUGACAAGGAGCAGACACAUGGCGUAGUAAAUAGUAUUUGAUUUUAUGAAAAAACUGGUAUACAGAGGUACGUGUAGAUCGUUCGAUGCUUGUGUAAAAAAUAAGCAUCAGGAUGUGGCGUUCGAGAUGACCUACGUACCAGUGUCCUACUUGAUUCAAGUUCAAUUUAUUUAUGAGCUCAUGUAAGAAAAUGAUUUAUUGUUGUCUAUUCUGUUAUCGUUUAUUUGUA
Panicum virgatum (switchgrass) is the source of this 1531-nucleotide messenger RNA. RefSeq names its product ethylene-responsive transcription factor 6-like. NCBI's taxonomy places the organism in Eukaryota, Viridiplantae, Streptophyta, Magnoliopsida, Poales, Poaceae. The coding region runs from base 162 to 1130 and encodes 322 amino acids. Gene Ontology annotation, biological process: regulation of DNA-templated transcription; ethylene-activated signaling pathway. The record is from RefSeq and is a predicted model, not a curated record. The transcript has a single exon. Gene Ontology annotation, molecular function: DNA binding; DNA-binding transcription factor activity.